Molecule: messenger RNA, 2186 nt
Organism: Paramuricea clavata
Lineage: Eukaryota; Metazoa; Cnidaria; Anthozoa; Malacalcyonacea; Plexauridae
Source: the annotation of a GenBank genome assembly
GAUAUCGUUAUUACGCCUGAGGAAGUUUACGAAUGUCUCUGCACACUAGAUCAGAAUAAAGCAUCAGGACCUGACAGAAUUCCAGCCACACUUUUGAGACACUGUGCUUCCAGUAUCUGCUCGUCUCUUUCUGAGCUUUUCAAUAAAACAUUGUCUAUUGGUAAGUUGCCAAAAGAAUGGAAACUGUCCAACAUUACGCCAAUCCCAAAGAGCGGGUCUUCUAGCAAUGUUACCAAUUACCGACCUAUUUCGCUUCUAUCACUUGUAUCCAAGGUACUUGAGAGAUGUAUCUACAACAGGCUUAUUGAGCACAUUGGAGAAAAAUUACAUCAUCUGCAGUUUGGUUUCUUGAAGGGCAAGUCAACUACUAGUCAACUCCUGCAGGUGUUACACGACAUUGGAAACAAUCUAGACAACAAGUGUCAAGUAGACACACUGUACUUGGACUUUGCCAAGGCAUUUGACAAAGUAAACCAUGAACUGCUGCUUUUCAAAUUGAAACGUUUUGGCAUCUCCGGUAAUCUCCUAUCUUGGCUACGUGAUUAUCUUUCUGGUCGCUACCAGAGGGUAACGGUUCUCGGCGAGACCUCGAAUCCAUUACCUGUCCUAUCUGGUGUGCCACAGGGAUCGAUACUCGGACCACUACUUUUCCUGGUUUAUGUAAACGAUCUUCCCGACUGUGUCUCAAGUUCUUCAUCAUUGGCAAUGUUUGCGGAUGACUCUAAAUGUUAUCAACCCAUUAAAUGUUAUGAGGACGCCGAAGUCUUGCAGUCUGACAUAAAUGCUAUUGACUCUUGGUGCAAGGAGUGGCAGAUGUCUUUAAAUCACUCUAAAUGUGGUCUUCUUCGCAUUACAAGAAAUUCUCAACCGAUCCAUUACUCUUACAACGUGGAAGGCAACUUACUUAAAACAAUCAACAAACAAAAAGAUCUUGGUGUUAUAGUCUCUAAAGAUCUUAAAUGGAGCCUCAACGUCCAAGCCGUCUCAAAUAAGGCCAACAAAAUGUUGGGGUUCGUAAAAAGAUCGUGUUUUCAUGCAAGUGACCCAAAAGUACGAAAGACCCUGUAUUUAGCCCUAGUAAGAAGCCAGCUUGGUUACUGUAGCCAAGUGUGGGCACCCCAAACCACCCAUGACAUUCAAACCCUGGAACGAGUUCAGCGUCGCAGCACGAAGUUUAUUUUAUCUCUUCCAUUUCAAACAGAUAUUUCAUAUCCUAAAAGACUCGCUAAACUCAACAUUCUUCCAAUUACCUACUGGCAUGAAUACCUGGAUCUUGUUUAUCUAUUCAAAUGUCUUUAUGAAAAUUCCGACAAAAAUAUAAAACUACAUUCACCAAAUCGUGUAACCAGACGCUCUAGUUCCACAUCAGGACUCCUUCUUCAGAUUACCAAAUCAAAAACAGUAACCUUUCAAAACAGUUUUUAUAUCAGAGCAUGCAGAACGUGGAACACUCUACCAAUAUCUUUAAGAAACUUAACUUUAUUGUCUUCGUUAAACGUUGUCUAUUUAAUUACUAUUUUUUAUUAACUUCUAUUGUUUAUAACCCAGAAUUGCCGCACACAUACAAGACUGUUUGUGUCAAAUGUCACAAAGCCCGUCCUUUGGAUUCACUCAGUGACACUUUGUGCUGCUAGUGCCCUUUCUUUAUAUUAUGUGAUGACUUUUUGUUGUUUUUUGUUGUGAUGCACUAUUUAGUGUUUAACUCUUUGUAUACAAUAUUUCUAUGUAUUUUACAACUCACGCGGGGAACCCGUUAUUGGAGCUUCGGCUCUGUGGGUGCGCCCUUCCUGUUUUUGGGUAAAUUAAAUAAAUAAAUAAAUAAAUAAAUAAACAUGGAGCCUAUUUUGGAAAUACCCAAAACAGUGUGAUCAGCCUCAGAGUUUUUUUAAACAGCUGAGGGCAUAAUGUUUCAAGUGUUUUUUUUACAAUUCCAAAGUAUGGACAUAAAUUUAUCAAACAAUUCAUGUUCUUACCUGUGAGAACAUGUCAACUUGAUUUAGCAAUUGCUCCAAGACUUUUAAGAUUGAAAUGUACUGAAAUGAAUGUUUUUUUUUACUCUGUAGGGGCCAUUCAUUCCAGAACUUAAUAUCUCUUCCCCCAACACAAUUUCAUUUGGAUCCUGUAACAAUAGAAGUUAUAAACAACAGUUACUACCUGCAAGGCAAAAUAUUGGUAUCCUGGCUUAA